AUGUUUUCUUGUGAAUCAUGUGGUGAAAAGUUUAUGAAACACAAGUCUUUACUUCUACACAAAACCAAAUGUAAAAUUAUCAAUUGUGAAAAAUGUAAACGCAAAUUGAAUCGGUUAGAUUUUUUGAACCAUCUCAUACAAUGUAAAAACAGAAAAACAACAGAUUUAGGUGAUUUUGGUACAUUCAAGCUGCACAAAAAGGCUUACAAAAACACGCUUGCAGUUUACGUGAAAUCAGACAAUUGGACUUCAAUUGAAAACCUUUUAUCAACCGAAAAUGGAAACAUUGAAACUCUGCUGAAAUACAUACUUGAGAAGCUGGGCUCAGUUAAAGUGCAAGCAUGCGUACUACUCAAAUUCAUCAAACAAAAAACUGAUGGUGAAAUGGAUUCUACAGAAAUAUACAAAGUUUCGGAAAUGCAUAGAUUAACGAGUAUGCAUAAUUUUGAUGACUUGAUGAAGGAUUGGAUUGAAAAACUUGAACUUUCAAUUGAUCAAUUCACGCAAAGAGGAAGUGGAUGGGUACUCGAUCAAGUAAAAGUUCUAGAAAUACGAAUCGGAAAGUUGAAGGAACAUAGCGGAGGCUGCAGCACAACUCGACUACCACCCGAGUUACUUCGUAAGAAAAGUAUAUUAUCUCCAAAAUGCAAAAAUUUCUGUUUCAAAUGGGCUGUUCUCAUGGGUCUUCAUCCACAGAGAAGAAAUAAAGAAAAAUUGUAUCAAUACAAAAAUUAUGAAAAUUUAUAUGAUUUUCGUGAUGUAAGUGCAAAGACUGGUUUAUCUGAGAUAAAACGAUUCAAGAGGCGAAACAACAUUUCAAUCAAUCUCUAUACACUGUCGCUUGAUAAAAAAAGGAAAAUUGUCCCUUUGCUUGUGCAAUACCCACGCAAAGAGAAACACGUCAAUCUUUUUCUUUACAAUGAUCACUUCUAUUGCAUUACAAACUUCAAUGCAUUCAUCAAAUCUAAGGCUUCAUGGGAAAGAUUUUUUUGUUACAACUGCUUAUGCGGUUUCAGGCAGCAAGGAACCUUAACGAAACAUGAAGUUCCUUGUUACAACAAAUCAUCUCAAACAGUUAUUUUACCUGGAAAACAGAAUAUUCCAACUAAAUGUAAAUUCGAUAAAAUAGAAAAAACAAUAAGAUUUCCGUAUGUCGUUUACGCAGAUUUUGAAGCUUUGUUGGUAAAAUCUGAUGUAGCUCUCACACGUAACACCUUUGAGUAUCAAAAACAUGAGGCAUGCUCAUUUGGUUUGGUUGCUGUCGAUUGGAAUGAUUCAAUCAUUUACAAAAAAUUUUACAGAGGUCCUGAUGCAUCAGAAAAAUUCAUUGAAACGUUGUUGGAGCUGCGAGAAUUCCUUCAAACACAUUUGGAUUCUAACAAAAAACCAGUUUUAUUAAAUAAUACUGAACGACAAAUUUUUGAAAGAGCAACUCAAUGUUAUGUUUGUCAUAAACAAUUAAAUGAUGAUAAAGUGCUGGACCAUUGUCAUCUUACAGGAAAAUUUCGAGGAGCUGCGCAUAAUAAUUGCAAUCUAAAAAUGCGUUUACCUGAUAAAUUACCAAUUAUUUUCCAUAAUUUGAAAGGUUAUGACGCUCAUUUAAUCAUUAAAGGUCUCAAGACAGAUUUAAUUAGAAAAAUUAGCGUGAUUCCACAAAAUACUGAGAAAUACAUUGCAAUCAUUAUGGAUGAUUUUCUGUUUUUAGACAGCCUUGCUUUCUUACUUUCUAGUUUGGAUACACUUGCGAAUAAUCUGUCAAAUGCAGAAAAAACAAAAUUUCUAAAGCAAGUAUUUUCAGAUGAAGACUUACCAUUUAUACUUACAAAAGGUGCCCUGCCUUAUGAAUACAUGGAUUCUUGGGAAAGAUUUGAGGAAAGAAAAUUGCCUUCGAUUGAUAAAUUUUAUUCAAAUUUAUCAUUGAAAACUAUUGAUCAACAGACUUAUGAUAGACUUGGAGCAAUAUGGAACCAUUUUAAAUGCAAGAACCUUGGUGAUUUUCAUGACAUUUAUCUCAAAGUUGAUGUUUUACUACUCACCGCGAUUUUCCAAAACUUUCGUGCUACAAGUCUUGCGCAGUUGGGAUUAGACCCAUGCCAUUAUUUUUCUACUCCUGGACUUACUUGGGAUGCAUCUUUAAAAUUUACUGGUAUGGAGUUGGAUCUUUUAACUGACAUUGAUAUGAUUUUAAUGAUUGAAAAUCAAAUACGAGGAGGAAUAUCGUGUGCAAUGUCUCGACAUGCUAAAGCAAACAAUCAAUUUUCCGAAGAAUAUGACCCUGAGAAACCAACAUCAUUUAUCGCCUAUCUUGAUGUUAAUAAUCUUUACGGUUAUGCCCUGAGUGACGUUUUACCAUGCAGAAACUUUGAAUGGGUACCAGAGAAUAUGUUCCAAAAUGUCAUUCAUGAAAUUUUGAAUUCUAGUGAGGAUCGAAAAACAGGAUACAUGCUUGAAGUUGACUUGGAUUAUCCUGCAUCAUUACAUGAUUUGCAUAAUGAUUACCCUCUUGCUCCUGAGAAAAUAAUUGUUGAAAAUGAUCAACUAAGUAAUUAUCAGCAGGAAAUUGUUGAAUUAUUGCAAUCCAAAGGGAUCAAGCGUUACAAAACUGCAAAACUAGUUCCAAAUUUAAUGAAAAAGGAAAAAUAUGUCCUUCACGAACGAAAUUUACGUUUUUAUAUCGAGAAAGGACUUGUUCUUAAAAAAGUACAUCGCAUAAUUAAAUUUGAACAAGAGCCUUGGUUACGACCCUACAUUCAAAUGUGUACUGAAAAUAGGAGAAAGGCUACUUCAUCAUUUGAAAAAGAUUUUUGGAAACUAAUGGUCAAUUCAUUAUACGGUAAAAGUAUUGAGGAUAAACGCAAACAUAGUGAAGUUAAAGUCGCUACAAAUGCCAGACAAGCCUUACAACAAAUAAGACAACCAAUGUUUGAGCAAUUUUACAUUUUGGACAAUAACUUGGCAAUCAUAAAAUUGCGAAAAUUCAAAGUAAUCCUUGAUAAACCGAUUUACCUUGGCUUUAGUGUUUUGGAAUUGUCGAAACUUCACAUGUUUAAAUUACAUUAUGAUCAUUUUCUACCUAAAUACGGAGAAAAUUUGUCAUUAAUUUACACAGAUACUGAUAAUCAUUUUCUAUAUGAUGUUACAAACAAAAAGAAACUUGGAUACCUUAAAGAUGAAAUGGGUGGCGAAAUAAUUGAUGAAGUUGUUGCUAUAAAAUCAAAGCUUUAUGCAAUAAAAUAUGGUACUAAAAAGAAGCUUACUGCAAAAGGAGUUCAAAAAGCAAUUGUCAAAAGCGCAAUCACAAUCGAGGAUUACAAGGACUGUUUGUUCAACAAUGUAUUAUUGAAUCAUGACAAUUUUCGAUUACAGAGCAAACAACAUUCAAUUUCAUCAGUUAAAAUUAACAAGCUGUCUCUUUCGCCCCUCGAUGAUAAAAGAUAUAUUUUGGAUGAUGGAAUCUCAUCUUAUGCUUUUGGACAUUACAAAAUUGUUUAUUGA
Messenger RNA from Tetranychus urticae (two-spotted spider mite), 3495 nucleotides. Lineage: Eukaryota; Metazoa; Arthropoda; Arachnida; Trombidiformes; Tetranychidae. The record is from RefSeq and is a predicted model, not a curated record.